Spinacia oleracea (spinach) is the source of this 1328-nucleotide messenger RNA. Its product is annotated as deoxyhypusine hydroxylase. Gene Ontology annotation, molecular function: deoxyhypusine monooxygenase activity. The transcript is spliced from 7 exons. Gene Ontology annotation, biological process: peptidyl-hypusine biosynthetic process. Lineage: Eukaryota; Viridiplantae; Streptophyta; Magnoliopsida; Caryophyllales; Amaranthaceae. The coding region runs from base 161 to 1090 and encodes 309 amino acids. The record is from RefSeq and is a predicted model, not a curated record.
CCUCCUGGGUUUUGAUUUCUGAAGCUCCCACCAUUCAAAGAAUCUGAUUCUCCCCUCUUUCUCUUUCUCUUCCUCUUUCUCCUUCAACUCUGCUCUUCUAUAAACCUGCAUAUCUAUUAUUUUUCUGGUGUUAUUGCACAAAAAUCACAAAGAUAAAGAAAUGGGUUCAUUUGAAGCUUCAGAAGAAACAGUCAAAUUUCUAUGUGACAGGCUUGUGGAUCAAACUCAGCCCAUUUCUGAGCGUUUCAGGUCUCUUUUCUCUCUCCGCAACCUUAAAGGCCAACUCCCUCGCGAUGCACUUAUUCAGGCUACAAGAGACCCUUCAAAUUUGUUGGCUCAUGAGGCAGCAUUUGCAUUGGGCCAAAUGCAAGAUGCGGAUGCUAUCCCUGCUUUAGAAUCCAUUCUCAACGACUUCUCUUUACAUCCAAUUGUUCGUCAUGAGGCUGCUGAGGCUCUCGGAGCUAUAGGCCUAGAGAUGAAUGUUCCUCUCUUAAAAACAAGCUUGGUCUCUGAUCCAGCUCCAGAGGUCAGAGAAACAUGUGAACUAGCUCUGCGUAAAAUCGAGGAAAUGAAAAAUAAUGAAUCUGAUGAUAGAGGUCCAUCUCCAUAUUUGUCAGUUGACCCAGCUGCCCCAGCCUCUUGCUCUUCUAUAUCGGAACUAAGGGAUCUACUAUUGGAUGAAGGAAAGGGCAUGUACGAGCGAUAUGCCGCUUUAUUUGCUCUACGCAAUGAUGGGGGAGAUGAGGCUAUUUCUGCUAUUGUUGAUUCCUUGGGAGCUAAAAGUGCUCUGUUGCGCCAUGAGGUCGCGUAUGUGCUUGGCCAAAUGCAAAAUAAAGUUGCAUCAAAUGCUCUUAUUACGGUUCUCAAAGAUGUUGCUGAGCACCCAAUGGUUAGACAUGAAGCUGCCGAAGCUCUUGGCUCCAUUGCAGAUGAAAGAAGCAUAUCACUUCUCGAGAAAUUCUCCAAGGAUCCCGAGCCUAUAGUCUCGCAGAGUUGUGAGGUUGCUCUCAGCAUGCUUGAGUUUGAAAAAUCAGGCAAAUCUUUUGAGUAUUUCUUCAUGCAAAAUCCAGUUGCUGAGGAAGUUGCUUAAUCAUUUUGAGGCCAAACUUCUAUUUCAGAAGCAUUUUUGUUUAUCUCUCAUUGAGGUUUAUCAUAUUAUCUUUGGUCUGUAAAAUGUAGAAUACUAAUUUAUGUGUAAGCUAGGAUUCUUGUGAAUCUUACAGAUUUUGGUUCUGUGUUUUUGGCAUUGUUGGGUGGAUUGAUAAACUAACAGAAAAGAUGUUGUGAAAUUUGCGCAACGAAGGAAUACAACAAAAAUUGCUUCUUUA